Leguminivora glycinivorella is the source of this 1188-nucleotide messenger RNA. RefSeq lists its product as uncharacterized. The coding region runs from base 1 to 1188 and encodes 395 amino acids. The transcript has a single exon. Lineage: Eukaryota; Metazoa; Arthropoda; Insecta; Lepidoptera; Tortricidae. The record is from RefSeq and is a predicted model, not a curated record.
AUGUCAACUACAAUCAAAUCCGCUACAAACAUAGAGAUUUACUCAAGAUUCGACAACAACUUCAAAGCUGACUGCACAGCCUACAUUGUUGAAGAUGUCACUGACAUAAUGCCAGAAGUCCCGAUCAAUCCACAGAAAUGGAGUCAUCUGCAACACCUGUCACUGGCAGAUCCAACUUAUCAUACACCAAGCAACAUUGAUUUACUACUUGGAGUUCAUAUCUACUCAGACAUCUUAAUGAAUGGAGUGAUUAAAGGAGAACCAGGUACUCCCAUAGCACAACAAACACGCUUGGGAUAUAUACUGUCAGGAGGUCAUUUGACAAACAACCGCACAAGAGAAUUCAAAACCAUGCAUCUGAACAUAACUUUAGAGGAGAUGGUAGAAAAAUUUUGGGAGACAGAGAGAUUAGAGUCAGAGGAAAACGACACUCUCACCCCACAAGAACUUAGAGCUGAGAAAAUAUAUCAAGAAACUGUAACUAGAGAUGUUGAUGGAAGAUACAUUGUGGCACUUCCCUUUAAAAGCGACAAACCUAUUUUACCUGAGAAUUCGAGAGAAAUUGCACUGAGAAGAUUCAUGAGCACUGAGAGAAGAAUAGAAGCAAACAAAAAAUUGAGAGAAGCCUACAACGAGGUCAUGAGAGAGUACAUAACACUUCAACAUAUGGAAUUGAUCGAACGAGAUGAGUCUGUUAAAGAAACUGACAAACAAGUAUAUUUGUCACAUCACCCUGUGAUCCGUGAAGAUAGAGAAACUACCAAGUAUCGCAUAGUCUAUGACGCUUCAUGCAAAGGAAGCAACGGAGUGAGCCUCAACUCAGAACUGCUAGUUGGUCCGUCACUUCUGGGAGAUCUUCGAGACAUUCUUAUGAGAUGGAGAACACACAAAGUCUGUUUUGUGGCUGAUGUCAUCAAAAUGUAUCGCCAGAUCCUUGUAAGAAGAGAAGACACAGACUUUCAGAGAAUACUUUGGAGAUUCAGCCCUGAUGAAGACAUAAGAGAAUACAGAAUGCUAACAGUCACAUUUGGAACAGCAUGUGCGCCAUUUUUAGCUAUCAAAACCUUGAGACAAAUAGCAAUUGAUGAGGCAAACACAGAAGAAUAUGCCCAAGCUCGAGAGAUUAUCAACCACUCUUUCUACAUGGACGAUGUACUGUCAGGGGAGAUACAGAAGAAACCGCAAUAG